UAGGUGGGACACAGGAAGAUGAAACAGCAAAAAUGUUCUAGCAUCCCUCUUUCAUUUGGGUAGUUUAGCUACAUAAUUGAAGUGAAAAAAAAAAAAACUGCUCGUUACCAGGUCGUGUAAGUUGUCUAAAAGCUAGUUAUAUAAAAUGCUUUUGCAACGUAUUAAGAGUGCCCAUAUCGUGGUCAUGGAAUUUAAAUGGCCCUUGUCUGGCUACUUUAGCUAGGUAACGUUAGCUGAAUAACGUAGCCAACGCGUUAUGCCAUAACAGACCUAGCCAGCUUGCAUCGUCGAAUGUAACUUAUUCCAUUCAUUUCUACUAGAUUUUGUCGGUUCAAUUGAACUGUUAGGUUCGAUCCUUCAUCGACCAUGGCAUGGUUCAUAUGUGUCGUCAUACUUUUGCUCUGCUCAAAAAGUGAGCUAUGCACCACUGGAAAUGCCUCAAAACUCAUUGAGCACACAGCUGCCCAUUUUUUCGAGAAAAUGCAAUCAGGAAAGAUGUAUUUUAUAUACUUUGGAAAACAAGUCAAUCCAACCAUAGGUCUCUUCAUUGAACAGCUGGAGAAGUCUGCAGAUGUUCUAGAAGAUUACGGUAUUUCAGUUGCUAAGGUAAAUUGUACUAAUGAACACAUAGCAAAGUACUGCACUGGAGAGAAGCUGAUGAAAAAAGUUUAUUUGUUCAGGGGUGGCAAUGUCCUGAAGAGUUUCGACACAGACACCGUAUUCGAUGUGAACGCCAUAGUGUCUCACGUUCUCUUCACUGUGCUUUUUGACGAGGUGAGGUACGUCCAUACAAUUGCUGAGCUACAGUCAGUGGAGAGGGCAGCUAAAGGCAAGGCUGAUAUUGUGCUAGGCCAUGUCCAGGUCUUGGGCUUACCAGAGCACCGAGCGUUGAUGGAGACAGCAUUUGUGUACGGAGUCAAGUACCAGUUUGUGCUGACCACAGGAGGCCCAGUGCUGACGAACAUGGGGGUGGAGGAUAUUUCAUCUCUGACAGCAGGUCUGUGGUUCCUGCACUGUAAGGGUGCAUCCCAAUCCCAGCACUCAGACUCCUGUCCACACACGGCCCUAAGGAGAGCCCUCACCACCCUCCACAUCUACACCUUCCUCCAGCUGAUGGAAGCCCCACUGGUGAGUGAGGCCUCAGUGGAGCCUUCAGAAGUGAACAUGGUCCACAGCCACCUCCAGGUGCCCCUGCUCUUCCUCUUCUCUCAGCCCCACACCGUGGCCCUUGACCGGGUCACUGCCCAAACUCUAGCCUGGAGGCUGAGAGGCCAGGUGGGCCUGGUGCUCAUCCACAGAGAGAGUCCUGAUGUAAAAAUCCCACUGGAAUACAAUGCUGCUUACAGACUACCAGGAGAGGGUUCAGAGGUCAAGUACCUGAUUCUGAACAAUCUAGAGGAGGUUAUCGAUCUGUUCAGAGAUGAGAGCACUCCGGAGGAGGAAGAGGACGAUGAUAAUUGGGCCACUCUUGAUGUGCUUGAUGAUGAGGUGGCGGAGUCUGUGUACAGAGACAGGGGCCAGAGUCUGGACAUGGAUGCUGUCACAGAACUCACUGCUGACACGUUCCACAGCGCAGUGGCAGAGAGUGACUACACGGUGGUGCUGUUUUACGUGAAAUGGGAUGCUGUCUCCAUGGCUUUCAUGCAGUCCUACAUAGAGGUGUCAGAAUCCCUAGAAGACGCUGACGUCAGCGACGUGGAGCUGGCUGUGCUGGAUUGUGGGGAGUGGACUGACGUGUGCAGCGCUCAGAAAAUCCGCUCCUUUCCCACCGUCCGUCUGUACCGCCCACAGGAGCCUAGCCAGCCCUACCAAGGCAUGCUGGGUACUGAGAGCCUGAACAGGUUCAUCAUGCUGAGUCGUCUGGUGUCCCCUGUCCUCCUGUCCUCUCCUGAUGAGGUGACAUCAUUCCUGGAGGGGGACAUGUACCAGCGACAUGCAGCAAUCGCCCCUGUCACAGUACUAGGCCUGUUCAGCUCCACAGCAGACGCAGGAGUGCCAGUGUUCAAGGAAGCAGCAAAAGCACUCAGAGGAGAGACGAUGGUCGGGUUGUUUGCUGACAGACAAGCAGAAAUAUGGGCUGUGGAGUAUUCUGUGACGCUGCCAGCCAUUCUGGUGUCACGAGGACCUACAGGCCAAACUGAGGCUCAUUCUCUCAACCUCUCCAUGCCGGACCAACUGGUUACACACAUCCAGAGAGCAUUACUGGAUACAUUUGCCACUGUAAUCGAUGGGGGCCAUUCUGCUCAUCUGAUGAAGGUGCACAUGGAUCAGAUUCAAACUUUGAAGACCGAGAUCGAGUCAUUGAAGGCACACCAGCAGAAAGAGAAACAUUAUCUGAGGGCAGAGAUACAGGCGACAGCUGAUGCAUUGGUCCAGAGCCAGGCGGCAUUGAUGGAGAGUCGGGCGGUAAAUGACACAGUUGAAGAGGGCGAGGAACGAGAUGGAGUCACAAUCCAUGCCAGGCACACCUGUGAGCUCUGGAACUCCACCUCCGACAGGCAGACUCAACAUACACUACCGUUCAAAUGUUUGGGGUCACUUAAAAAUGUCCUUGUUUUUGAAAGAAAAGCAAUUUUUCUUUGUCCUUUUAAAAUGGCAUCAAAUUGAUCAGAAAAUCUGUGGACAUUCAAUGUUGAAAAUGACCUUUGUUACUGGAAAUACAGAUACUGAUAGUGGCCCUCUGUACAUAGGCGUACAGAGGGCCACUAUCAGCAACCUUCACUCCUAUGUUCCAAUGGCACGUUGUGUUAGCCUUUUAAAAUGAGAAACUUGAUUAGCUAAUUGAUCAUUAGAAAACCCUUUUGAAGUGAUAGCACAGCUGAAAAAUUUAGAUUUAAAGAAGCAAUAAAACUGGCCUUUAGAGUAAUUGAGUGUCUGAGCAUUUGUGGGUUUGAUUACAGGCUCAAAAUGGCCACAAACAAAGAACUUUCUUCUGAAACUCGUCACUCUAUUCUUGUUCUCCGAAAUGAAGGCGAUUCCAUGUGAGAAAUUGCCAAGAUACUGAAGAUCUUGUACAACGCUGUGUACUACUCCCUUCACAGAACAGUGCAAACUGGCUCUAACUAGAUUAGAAAGAGGAGUGGCAUGCCCCGGUGCACAACUGAGCAAGGGGACAAGUGAGGCGUCCGUUUCUCAAACUAGACACUAAUGUACAAGUCCUCAACUGGCAGCUUCAUUAAAUAGUACCCGCAAAACACCAGUCUCAACAUCAACAGUGAAGAGGCAACUCCGGGAUGCUGGCCUUCUAGGCAGAGUUUCUCUGUCCAGUGUCUGUGUUCUUUUAGCCAUCUUACUCUUUUAUUUUUAUUGGCCAGUCUGAGAUAUGGCUUUUUCUUUGUAACUCUGCCUAGAAGGUCAGCAUCCCAGAGUCGCCUCUCAAUUUUCAAUUUCUCAAUUUUAACUCUAUUUAAUUCAAAACUGUAACUAGGUAUUUUUUUUAAGCUCUUUGAAGAUGUUGGAUUGUGGCUUGAUGGCAAUUUUCAAGUCUUUCCAUUUUCCAGCAGUUUUAAGUCAAAACUGUAACUUGGAAAAUGCAAUGUCUUCCUGGCAGUGGUGGAAAAAUUACUCAAUUGUUAUACUUGAGUAAAAGUGAGUCACACAGUAAAAUAGUACUUGAGUAAAAGUAUUUGGUUUUAAAUGUUCUUAAGUAUUGUUAGGUUCUAAUUUUCAGAGUACAAACUCAACAGACACUAGGAAAGCUUUAAACAAAGUGUAUUCUGCCCAGAGGGUCAAUACAGCUGCAUUAGACAAAAACAUGGUUUUACUCGUGGUAGUAUCAAUACCACACUUUGGGUGGAGUCUCCUCCUUAUCACUGAACAUUGCAUCAUUAUUGCAGAAAGCUGAGUGAUAUGGGCCUUACACAGUUCCUCCCCUUAUCAGUACUGCUACUUGUGAUUUGUUUUCCCUGCACUCAGCCCUUCCCAAGCUUACCGAUGGCUCCCUUCAUGUCUCUAUUAAACCUAAUGAUUAAUAAUAUAUAAAGCUCAGAAACCAAACCUAUCAGUAUCAAAAGUAAAUGUAAUUUAUAAAAUAUACUGAAGUAUCAAAAGUAAAAGUAAAAUCAUUACAAAUUCCUUAUCUUAAGCAAACCAGACAGCACCAUUUUCUUUUUUCUUUUCGGAUAGCUGGGGGCACACUCUGAUAUCAUUUACAAAUGAAGCAUUUGUGUUUUGAGUAUGUCAGAUCAGAGACCUUAGGGAUGACUAGGGAUGUUCCCUUGAUAAGUGUGUGAAUUGGACCAUUUUCCUGUCCUGCUAAGGAUUCAAAAUGUAACGAGUACUUUUGGGUUCCAGGGAAAAUGUAUGGAGUAAAAAGUACAUUACAUCCUUUAGGAAUGUAGUGAAGUAAAAGUUGUCAAAUAUAAAUUAAGUACAGAUACAAACACAAAAAGGUUAUGUUUUUACUUUGGUACCAUUGCUUCUUGGUAAACAAUUCCAGUGUAGGUUUGGCCUUCUGUUGCAGGUUAUUGUCCGGCGGAGGUGAACAAGCCAUAGAAAGUUGGUUGCAAUUUCAGUUUAAUCCACCAGAAAAGACAGAACAAAUAAUACAGCAAAUAUUGUGGUUAAACUCAAAUAUACUAAUUGAUUAAAAAAAUACUUUAUUAGCUGUACGAUAUUUUCCGUUCCUCCUGAAAGCCCUAAUCUGCUCACUUAAAUGAAUAGAAAUCCUGGUCAUGGUGCAACACUGUUACAGCCCAGUGUCUAGUGUAAAUGAGACUGAAGCAGGUUUUCCUCUAGGAUUUUGCCUUUGCUUAGUGCCAUCCCGUUUCUUUUUAUCCUGGAUAUGCUGAUGUCAAGAAUACCCAUCCCAUGAAGCAGCCACCAACAUGCUUGAAAAUAAGGCUGCAAGUUACUCAGUGAUGUGAUGUGUUGGAUUUGCCCCAACCAUAAGGCUUUGCAUUUAGGCCAGAAAGUGUAUUCCUUUGACGUUUUUUUUUGUAAUAUUACUUUAGUGCCUUGUUGCUUACAAGAUGCAUGUUCUGUAUAUUUGUAUUCUUCCUUUCACUCUGUCAUGGGUAGGCAGGUAGCCUAGUGGUUAGUGUUGGACUAGUAACUGGAAGGUUUCAAGAUCAAAUCCCUGAGCUGACAUGGUAAACUCUGAACAAGGCAGUUAACCCACUGUUCCUAGGCUGUCAUUGAAAAUAAGAAUUUGUUUUUAACUGACUUGCCUAGUUAAAUAAAUAAAAAAUGUAUGUACUUAUUGUGAAGUCACUGCAAUGUUGAUCCAUCCACAGUUUUCUGCCAUUGAACUCUGUUUUAAAAUCACCCAUGGCCUCAUUGUAACAUCCCUGAGCAGUUUCCUUCCUAUCCUACAGCUCAGUGAAGGACGGUUAUCUUUGUCUGGGUAGUUUAAAACAUAAUCCACAGCACAAUUAUUAACUUGACCAUGCUUAAAGAGACAUUCAGGGCCUCCUGAGUGGUGCAGUGGUCUAAGGCCACUAGAGAUUC
Oncorhynchus kisutch (coho salmon) is the source of this 5448-nucleotide messenger RNA. It is a transcript of the gene txndc16, whose product is annotated as thioredoxin domain containing 16. NCBI's taxonomy places the organism in Eukaryota, Metazoa, Chordata, Actinopteri, Salmoniformes, Salmonidae. The transcript is spliced from 17 exons. Bases 367 to 2607 code for a protein of 746 amino acids. The record is from RefSeq and is a predicted model, not a curated record.